Sebastes umbrosus (honeycomb rockfish) is the source of this 1070-nucleotide messenger RNA. RefSeq names its product OTU deubiquitinase with linear linkage specificity a (gene otulina). The transcript is spliced from 3 exons. The record is from RefSeq and is a predicted model, not a curated record. NCBI's taxonomy places the organism in Eukaryota, Metazoa, Chordata, Actinopteri, Perciformes, Sebastidae. The coding region runs from base 133 to 912 and encodes 259 amino acids.
UCUCAGUCGCGAGCUGAUGACGCAGUUUAGCUAGAAGUUUCUGCUGAGGCAACACAUGAGUUUGUCUGUCAGAGUCGUUCAGCUGCUAGUGAAACAUUACCAGUCUAUUUUAAUAUCAUAACAAUAGCUCUCAUGAUGUCUUGGGUUAACGCAGCUACAAAGAGUGAAGAUGUGUUCGACGAGGAUGGAGACGAAUUCAGUUUGAUGGAAAAGGAUUGGGCAUCUAACAAGAAGAAGAGAACCAGGGAUGGGUUUGUGGAUGGAGCUGAUCACGGAGAGGAUGCGGCGCUGCUGCCCGGAUUCAACAUCGGCUUCCAUGAGGGAGCAGCUCAGACUGUAGCUACAGGAAGGCUCAAAGGAGUUGUGAGUGCUAUAUCGUGCUGGUGCCAGAUCCAGCAUCCGGAAAGCCCCGUCCCGGCCUCGGUGACCGACCUCCUGCAGCGGGUUUCGAAGCAUGAAGACGCAAUCAGGGAGGGCAUCAGGAGGGCUAUGGAGGAUCCUCCUCCCAGCGUGAGCUCCGUCUCUGAGAGCAUGGAGGAUCUUGAGGUGAAGCCGGUAGAUCCAGGCUGCUGUGGAGGAGAGGGAUGUAAAGAAACAGACUGCUGCAAGAAAGGAGAACCAGGCUGCUGUGGAGGAGAGGGAAGUAAAGAAACAGACUGCUGCAAGAAAGGAGAACCAGGCUGCUGUGGAGGAGAGGGAAGUAAAGAAACAGACUGCUGCAAGAAAGGAGAAAACAUGGACCUGCCUGUGUCUCACCAGAAGCAAAAGCUCGGUUCUGGCUCCACUGACUGCUCCUCCUCCAGCUCAAGUGAGAGUCUAAGCCACCUCCUGCAGCUCUGCAUGGAUCUAGUUUCAGAGCUCGGACUACCACAGGAGCUGAUCGGUCACAUACAGGAGAUGGAGAACAUGUAGUGGUUGUAGAUCAGAAUCACAGCAGACAAUAUUCUGGUUUUACAGCAAUGAAGUGCUUUUGAUGUAUAUAAUGUAAAAUAAGAUUUUGAGUUUCUAGUUUGUAUAAGAUGGUUGAAGAAUGCUUGAAAAUAAAAAUGGUUUUGCUAUAUUUCACUGCA